CAACUAGAACCUACACAAGCACACAUUGCGUAUGUUUUGAUCGGAGCGGUUUCUGUAAUUUUUUCUCUCGUCUCCCUUGUGUUCAAAGAACAGCUUUUCAUCGGAGAAGCUAUCGUGGGGACUUUCUUUGGCUCUGUGGUAGGUCCACAUGUCCUCAACUGGUUUAAUCCGUCACGCUGGACCGAUAAUGUGGACAAUCUCACUUUCGAGCUCUCUAGGCUCAUACUGGUCAUCCAGUUGUUCGCUACCGGGGCAGAGCUUCCUCCCAAAUAUAUAUGGAAACAUAUUAGAUCGCUCAAUUUGGUCCUCUUCGGGGCCAUGAUAUAUGGUUGGCUCAUACUUUCGCUAUUUGUGUGGCUGAUCUUCCGGAGCGUCGGUCUCAACUUCAGCGACUCGCUGCUGGUGGGAUCCACAUUUGUGGCAACUGAUCCUGUCCUAGCAGCAGCGAUAGUUGGCAAAAGCAAGUUUGCUGAACGAAUCCGGGCUGACGUAAGAAAUCUGAUCCAGGCCGAGUCCGGGUCGAAUGACGGUCUUGCAUUCCCCUUUGUGACACUUUCAAUAAACUUGAUUCUUAACAGGCCAGACAAUAUUCAUGCCGGUGAAAUUGUGAAAGACUGGGUUCUCGUGGGCAUUUUGUACCAGUGUGCUUUUGGAAUAUUAUUUGGUGUCGUUAUUGGGAGCUUGGGCAGAUAUUCUUAUCUUUUCACUCGCAGUCACCGUUGGAUUGACAAUGAGUCAUCGCUGGUGUUCUACAUUGGUCUGUCACUGAUAAUUACCGGGCUGGCGUCAAUUUUGGGCUGCGACGACUUGUUAGCCUCUUUCGCUGCCGGAUGCGCUUAUAGCUGGGGUGGGCAAAUAGAUUUUGAACUACAGCCCAGUGGGGACGAUCAUACAGAUUCAGAGCCUUUGCGUUUUUCUAGUGUUGUUGAUUUGCUUCUCAACACUGCAUACUUCGUUUACGUGGGUUCAAUUCUUCCAUGGAACGAGUUUUCUCCGUAUGCCAGUAAAUUGGUGGCCCUAGGCGUUGUUUUCGUGUUUCUUUCCAGAAUCCCGGCAAUGUUAUUCUUGCAGCACAUCACUCCAGACAUCCGUGAUUGGAAAGACGCGCUCUUUAUCGGCCAUUUUGGGCCUCGUGGUGUCGGCUCUAUUUUCUGCUGCCUUUUGGCCAAGCACCUGCUGGAAACCCGGUCUUCCGACCCGUCCUCGCAUGAAACUCUUUUGAAAGUCAUGUGGCCAAUAACUACGUUUAUUGUUGUCAUUUCGGUUGUUGUCCAUGGCUUUUCAAUC
Messenger RNA from Ogataea polymorpha, 1287 nucleotides. RefSeq lists its product as uncharacterized. The transcript has a single exon. Gene Ontology annotation, molecular function: sodium:proton antiporter activity. Gene Ontology annotation, cellular component: plasma membrane. Gene Ontology annotation, biological process: proton export across plasma membrane; regulation of membrane potential; sodium ion export across plasma membrane. The annotation marks the transcript as partial. The record is from RefSeq and is a predicted model, not a curated record. Lineage: Eukaryota; Fungi; Ascomycota; Pichiomycetes; Pichiales; Pichiaceae.